Sarcophilus harrisii (Tasmanian devil) is the source of this 3609-nucleotide messenger RNA. It is a transcript of the gene GPRC5D, whose product is annotated as G protein-coupled receptor class C group 5 member D. The record is from RefSeq and is a predicted model, not a curated record. NCBI's taxonomy places the organism in Eukaryota, Metazoa, Chordata, Mammalia, Dasyuromorphia, Dasyuridae. The transcript is spliced from 4 exons. Gene Ontology annotation, biological process: G protein-coupled receptor signaling pathway. The coding region runs from base 837 to 1856 and encodes 339 amino acids. Gene Ontology annotation, molecular function: protein kinase activator activity; G protein-coupled receptor activity. Gene Ontology annotation, cellular component: extracellular exosome; plasma membrane; intracellular membrane-bounded organelle.
AUAGCUAGUAAAUAUCUAAGGCCAGAUCUGAACUUCCCGACUCUAGAUUCAGUACUCUACACAUGGCACCACCCAGCUGCCUCAAUUUGCUUCUGUGUCUGGAAGGGUUAGAGGGAAAUUGGGAAUUGGAAGGGGAUACUCCAAAAGAAGAGAAGGCAAAUACAAUUCUUUUGUAAUUUUACUCAGGGCUAUCCUUAUUCAAGGUUAUAAUUCUUCCUCUAUCUGGUGAUUCCGACAAUCUUUAAAAAAAAUUCUCAUUAGCACAUAUUGGAUCAUUAUUGAAAAUCUGGAUAUACUUUUUCCCCGAUUCAUAAAUAAAUGGUAGGGGAUUAGUUGGAAAUCCCUUUGUUAUGAGUUCAGGCAGAGAGUAAUAGAAAUGUCAUAAUUUUAUGUUAUGAUAUCUUCCUAAAAUCUUCUGGAAUCAUGGGAAUUGUGAUUCCCAUAGAUUCCCUUGCACUCAUAUUCCCUAGGUCCUUUCAGUCAAUCAGAAACCAAUAUAUUUCUCUCCCAAGCUUGGAUAAGACCCUCUGACUUGUAAGAAUGCAACAAGGACUUCCCUAGAGAACGGUUGCUGUGGAACUGGAAUGGGUGUGUCCUCUAGGUAUGUGUGUAUGUGUGUGUGCAUGUGUUUUUAAUAGCUGCUGAAGGAACUUGGGUGAGGGCCUUCUCUUUACCCGCCCAUUUGGGGAGAGAUUAAAGCCACUGAGUUUGGUUGUCCCAUUCUUACUCAUUGAAAACUACAUCUUCACAACCACUGAAGCCUCAGCUUUACAGACAGGACGCAGGAAAGGAUUCUCUGAGAAGAAUAUUCUGUUUGGUGCCACUUAGAUGCCACCAUGUAUUCAGACUGUUUUGAGACCACCAAUGACUACUAUCUCCUCUGUAACACCGAAGAAAGUUGGGGCAUUGUUUUAGAGUCGCUGGCAGCCAUAGGGAUUGUUGUAUCAGUUCUGUUCCUCCUGGCAUUUCUCUGGCUCAUGCACAAAGUUCAAGACUGCAAUCGAUGGUGCAUCCUUCCCACUCAGUUUGUCUUCCUCCUGAGUGUGUUGGGUCUCUUCAGUCUCACCUUUGCCUUCAUCGUCAGACUCAAUCUGCAGACUGGCCCUAUCCGCUACUUUCUCUUUGGUGUCCUCUUUGCUCUCUGUUAUUCCUGCCUUCUGGCCCAUGCUUCUAACCUGGUGAAGUUGGUCCGGGGAAGAGGCUGCUUCUCAUGGCCAAUAUUAUUGGGCAUUGCUAUUGGUUUCAGUCUGUUACAGAUUGUCAUCGCCAUUGAAUACGUCACCCUCAUAAUGAACCGAGGUCCAAUGUUUAUAUAUAUGACCCCUUAUCAACUCAACAUAGAUUUCGUUGCUCUUUUGACCUAUGUCCUCUUCCUGAUGGUCCUAACCUUCUUCAUAUCCAAGGCCAUCUUCUGUGGCCCCUGUGAAGCCUGGAAGUGUCAUGGUACCUAUAUCUUCAUCACUAUGGUCUUCUCAAUUAUUAUCUGGGUGGUGUGGAUCACUAUGCUCUUAAGAGGUAAUCCCCAACUACAACAGCAGCCCAGAUGGGAUGAUCCUGUCAUCUGUAUUGCCCUGGUCACCAACGCCUGGGUCUUCUUACUGAUGUACAUUGUGCCUGAGUUCUACAGUCUCUACUGUUCAUGUAAGCAGGACAAUGCUUUCCAAGCUCCAACAUACCAGCAGAGCUUCAAAAUGGAGACUCAGGAUCUUUCUCGAGCCCGAGACAGUGAUGGAGCUGAGGAAGAUAUAGCACUAACAUCAUGUGGUACCCCUAUUCAAGUACAGGCUGUUGAUCCAAAUCAAGAAUAUUACAUUCCCCGGGCCAAAGUCAACCUCCACCAGAAUACAGGAUUAUAAAGGCACCAAGAAGCAGCAAGGAGAAUUUGGGAGAAAGACAGAAGCUAUCUAAGCAUACAAUUAAUGGGCUGCAAUGAGAUAUCAGCAUUGCAGUUGAAUUUCAAGAAAGCAUCAUGCUAAGGAAGCACCUGCAUCACCUUGCUUCUUUCCUGAUGUUCAAGGAGCCUCUUUAACAGUUCUGCAUGAAAAAAAAUUCAUUUACCUUACAGAAAAAUUACAACAUUGCUGCCUGUUCAUCUUAACUGAGUCUCUUUUUCUUCAUUUAUAUCACUGAGAAAUUCACCUUCCCUAGAAGCAAUUUCUGAUGUAACACUUGGCAUUUGAUUGGUAGAAUUUAAAGCAAAUAUCAGCUAAGCUCACUUAUUUUAUGAAUGAGUAAACAAAGGUGUGGAGAGGGAAAGUGAUUUGACCAUAUGGUCAAUAAGUAGCAGAGUCAGAAAUCAAACCCAAUUCUUCUAACUUCAAAGAUAAUUUUCUUGGCAUUGUGUGAGGUUGCUUUGUCCUGGUAGACCCAGCAUCCUCUUGUCUAAGAGAAUUGUCAUUCUAUUUAUAUGGCAAAAAAGGAGGGUUAGAUUCCACCUCCUAUCUGCUUUUAAUAAUAUGACUCCUGUCUUUAUCCUAAAGGAAUCAUAAUCUGUGCCUAAAAUUUUAAUGGUCUCUAUCAUUCCAUUAGAACUUGGUAAUCCAAACUACACUGGCAUGAAUCUUUAGAAGUCUUAGUCCCAUAGUAUGACUGACUAGUAUAACAGCAGACCUGGAAUAAGGUCAGUGAUUUGUUUGAUGAAUCAGUGACACCAGAAGCAAAGGCAAGCCAAAUUAUACUUACAAAGAACUUUUAAUAGUGAAUAUGAAAUGUCAUCCUGGCUUGGUGUUUCUAACACAUAUGCCUUUGAACUAAUUGUGACUCCUUCAUGAAGUUCACCACAUGUGUAGGAAAUCAACAUGAUUUUGUUGAAAAUUUAUUUCCUUAUUUCAUAUAUAUUUUCAAUAUUCUAUGACAUACCAUGAUCAUAUAGUGCUUUAAGGUUUAAAAAGUGUUUUACUAUACUGUUUCAUGUUAAAUAUAGCAUCGAACACUAAGAAUUAGUUUAUCAAAUAAUCAGUUUACCAGAUAAUUUGAUAUAUUUAAAUUUACUGAGCACUUCCUUAGUGAAAAACUCUUUAGGGGAAAAAUACAAAUAUCUAUAAAUAAAGUAUUAUUACUGUUGCGACCAACUUAAAGUACAGUACAGGUUAACUGGUUGGGUAAAGAAUCUCUGGUCAGAACUUUGGUUCAUUUCAAUUUAACAAAUUUUACUGAGUGUCAUGUUACUUGGCUGUGCUGGACUCUUUUCUAGGUCCUGGAGGGAAUAUCUUAUGGAUAACAUCAGUGAAUUUAUGAUUUCAAACUUCUUCUGGGUAUUCUUUCCAAUAGUAUAAUUCACAACCUAUCCAGGGCUUCUCAUCCUGUGGGAAUGUAGCCACUUGUUCUCUGGCAAAUUUUCUUGGUGAGUUAGAAGGGUAGGGAAAAAAAGAUCAAUCAACAGAGUAGAAGCCUUCCUUGAGAUUUCUUGACAUUAAGUCAACAGAGCUGUCCAGUGGGUACUGUUCUUUUGAUAUGUAACCAUUCUACAUCUUUUUCUGGUUAUUUAUUUAAUUAAUAUUACCUUUUAAAUAUACCUUUUAAUAAUACCUUUUAAAAUACCUCACUUCUCUUGUACAAUCUAUCAGUAACAUGCUAUAAAGUAUUUAUACUAUUACCUAUGUGUUUCUU